Meloidogyne enterolobii is the source of this 696-nucleotide messenger RNA. The record is from the annotation of a GenBank genome assembly. NCBI's taxonomy places the organism in Eukaryota, Metazoa, Nematoda, Chromadorea, Rhabditida, Meloidogynidae.
AUGUUUUUCAGUUCGCGCGAACGUCGUCGCCGUUCUCGUUCUAGGUCCUACGAUCGCUUCAGACGACGCAGAAGUAGAACACCAAGGCGCAGCAGAACUCCUAGAAGAAGUCGAACUCCGAGACGCAGCCGAUCAAGAUCUCCAUGGGGAGUGAGGCGGCGUUCUCCCAUUCCUGCCCGUCGUCUACCAGGACCUGAGCGCCGCGAUGUACUUUCACAACUUAGCAUGCCCUUCGAACCGCGACGCUCGCCGCCACGAGACGCGCAGAUGGACUUGACAACCGAGGAGAGAGACGAACGUACAAUCUUCAUUCUACAGCUUGCUCGUCAAACACGUCCUCGGGAUUUGGAGGAGUUUUUCUCAAGCGUUGGGCACGUUCGAGAUGUCAGGAUUAUUACUGAUACAAAAACUAGACGUUCAAAAGGCAUUGCUUAUGUAGAGUUUUGGGAGCGUGAAGCUGUUCCAUUGGCUAUGGGUUUGAAUAAUCAAAAACUCAAUGGUGCCCCACUGAUAAUCCAAAUGUCUUUGGCUGAGAGAAAUAGGGUGGCAACUAAUGUUACAGCAACUACUAUAGGACUUGGUCUUGGACUAUCUACUGGUCCUAUAAAAAUUCGAGUUGGCAAUUUACAUCCAAAUAUAACAGAUGAAAUGCUCGGCGCCAUUUUCGAGCCAUUUGGAAGGGUUUUUAUUUCAUGA